AUGAAAACUACAAAUGAAAGUGGACUUGUCGAAGAAGAUACUGUCUAUGAUGAGGUAUCACAGGAAAAAGUUUUGGCAGACGAAACAAUGGAUAUUGCAGGCACAGAACAACUUUCUCUUUCUGCACCUUAUUUUGACCUAGCAACUAAUGUUGUCAGCGAAGACUACCUUGGAUUUACACCAUUAGCAAGGUUAGAUGCAAAAUAUAUCUCCAACACAAUAAUAUCUACUUUAUCUACCUGGGGUUUAAAUCUAGAUAAAAUGAUAGGACAAGGCUAUGACGGGUGCAGUAUGAUGGCCGAGGUUAGAAAUGCCACUGGUACUAUCAAAGAAGGAAUUUCUUUUUUCUGGGGGAGCAAGAAAAGGAAAGUCCUAGUUGGGAACCUUCAAAAACUGUGUGAGACACGCUGGUCUGAGAAGCAUAAGUCUAUAAGGAAAUUUAAUGAUAAAUUUUUAGAAAUUGUUGAAGCAUUAGCAAUUUUACAUAAAGAAGGAGAUCGUGAAACUAGGCAGAAAGCCUGGCAACUUUACUACACACUUACGUCUCCAAAAUUUAUUGUUACAUUAAAAGUCAUAGCAAAAUAUUCAGCCAAACUAGAACUUGUCACCAAUAUCCUACAAUCAGUAAACAUUAACUUGUCAGAAGUUUCAGAACACAUUCAAGGAACUGUAAAAAUGUUAUUGGAUGACAGAGAAAAUGCGGAAGCCGAAUAUGAAAUGAUAAGGAAAAGUGCUGAAAGCAACUCCAGUGCACUUGGAAUAGAUGUCACUGGCAUUCGACAACCGCGAGUUGUUGCACGACAAAUGCAUCGUCCAAAUCAUCCAUCAGUUUCUGUCACUGAGUAUUACAGAAAAUCUCUCUUUAUUCCAUAUUUGGAUUCCCUAGUCCAGUCCUUGCAAGAACGGUUUUCAGAAGAAAACAAGACAUCUUUUGAGAUUUUCUGCUUGCACCCAAAGGUAAUGAAAUCCCAAAGUGACCUAGAUAUGAAAAGGAUAAUUGAAAAUAUGAAAAGGUUUUAUGGUGAUCUUUUAGAUAACUUCACUGAAGAUGCAUGGACAUGGAUCAGUAUGUGGAAACACGAUAAAGUAGCUGAAGGAGAUGUUGCUGAAUUAAGCCAUACUGAUCUACUGGACAAAGCCAAAUUUUUGUUCGUAAUAGCUUCAGCCUUGAAGAUAGCCCUUAGCUUACCGGCAACCACCUGCUCUGCGGAAAGAGCAUUCAGGUACUUAAUUACCACAGUAACAUUUUUCUGA
This is a messenger RNA of Schistocerca serialis cubense, 1254 nucleotides long. RefSeq lists its product as uncharacterized. Lineage: Eukaryota; Metazoa; Arthropoda; Insecta; Orthoptera; Acrididae. The transcript has 3 exons. The record is from RefSeq and is a predicted model, not a curated record. Bases 1 to 1254 code for a protein of 417 amino acids.